UUCAAAUCACGUGUAAUUGUUUUGAUUGAAGACUUGCUUUCAUUUGAUCCUUUUGGUGACAAUUCGUGGCAAACAAUGGCCAAAACAAUGGGAAAAAUCGCGUUAAAAGGGUUGGUAUCACUCGUCACGGGAAGCGCUUCCGGAUUGGGAUCACAAGUGAGACAACGGCUGGCGAUGAAGGGCUCCAAAGUGUUGGCCGUAGAUAUUAACCACAAGACUAUCAUCGAGGAAGACGUCGAACUCAAGUCUCGGGUGUCGUUCAUCACCGGCGAUGUCAGUGAUGAACGCUUCCUCAACGACUUGUUCACCAAAUAUCCCAAAUGUGAUGCUGUGGUCAACUGUGCGGCCGCUUACAGAUCGUACAACUAUCUGACCUCGUAUUUGGUGUCCAAACAGGCGGUGGAUGUGCUGAAGAACAACCCAAUCAAUGCGUUCGGAGUCCGCGGAUGUGUUAUAAACAUAAUUGGUUUACAAGAAAAAUACGAUCAAAAGUAUUUCGACGAACAGGACGUCUUCGCCCAGAAAACGGGACAUUCGUUCGACUCAUUGGACGACAAAGUGUUGGCGUUGGCCGAAGACAUGAUCGCCAAUCGGAUCCGCUCUAACAGUGUGAUCGUACCGCCCAAUAGUGACCUCAAACUCUUCGCCCAAUUGGUUGAGAAUAUCAUCGAAGACCAGUACAUCGCCGGACAGAUAAUCAAUAUGGAGGACGAGUCCAGACCAUACUUGGGAACCGUCAAUGAUGUCUUAGCCGAGUAUCACGUGCCUCCAGAACCCAAAGAAUUACCUCUAAUACAAGAACCCGUGACACAAAUCACUCAACAGUUACCGGAACACAAGGCGAGCACCGGUAGUGUCGGCUCUACUCGUACACCACUUCUUAGGAUUGAUAAUAAGAAACAAUAGUUUUUAUGUUAUUUUUAUAUAAAACUGAUUAAAUGUUGUAAUUAUUAUUUAUUUCAUUAUAAAUUACUAUAAAGCCUUGAGUUUCAAUCAGUGAUUGUAAAUUAGAUGUCUGUCCCGCACCUGUACUUCAUUUUAUUGCAGUCUGUGUUUUACCUGUGAACUGCAUGUAAUAGUC
Molecule: messenger RNA, 1081 nt
Organism: Oppiella nova
Lineage: Eukaryota; Metazoa; Arthropoda; Arachnida; Sarcoptiformes; Oppiidae
Source: the annotation of a GenBank genome assembly